AUGGCCGCUCUCACGGAAUACAUCGACCUCAGCCAGCCGAGCUUCUGGAUCGCCGCAGGCGCCAUCGUCUUCAACCCAACCUUCUGGAACACCGCCGCGCGCACAGAAUACAACUACAAGACGAUCACGAAGCUCGCCGGCGGAAACCCGUACUACGGCUGCUACGCCCUCGCCGUGACCAUCUUCUCAAUAGGUCUAAUCCGGGAUGCGCUGUACGAGCGCGCGCUCCGCGCCCAACCCUCGCACCCACUGCUCGAAGGCUUCGUGUCGCAGGGGCUAGCGGUCGGCCUCGUCGCCUCGGGCAACGUGCUCGUGCUCAGCAGCAUGUGGGCGCUCGGCGUCACGGGGACCUACCUGGGCGACUACUUCGGCAUCCUGAUGGACUCGAUGGUGACGGGGUUCCCGUUCAAUGUCAGCAGUUCGCCCAUGUACCACGGCAGCACGCUGAGCUUCCUGGGCACGGCGCUGUGGUACGGUAAGCCGGCCGGGAUCGUGCUGAGUGGGCUCGUGUUUGUGGUGUAUCAGAUUGCGUUGCAGUUUGAGGAUCCUUUCACGGCGGAGAUUUAUGCGAAGAGGGAGAGGAAUAAGGGGAAGAAGGCUCAGUAG
Zasmidium cellare ATCC 36951 is the source of this 606-nucleotide messenger RNA. RefSeq lists its product as uncharacterized. The transcript has 2 exons. The record is from RefSeq and is a predicted model, not a curated record. NCBI's taxonomy places the organism in Eukaryota, Fungi, Ascomycota, Dothideomycetes, Mycosphaerellales, Mycosphaerellaceae. Gene Ontology annotation, molecular function: S-adenosylmethionine-dependent methyltransferase activity. Bases 1 to 606 code for a protein of 201 amino acids. Gene Ontology annotation, biological process: phosphatidylcholine biosynthetic process.